AAGGAUUGUAAUGCCUAAUGGUUUGUUUGAUUUCGAACAGCCACCACAACGUGAACUUGUGAAAUAAUUCCCAAUGGAGGUGGAAGUGACACCAUGGACGAUUUUUGUGGGCCUUUGGGUCUACUUCGUCGUUAUGGUCUUCAUUCCCGCCUGCUUUGGGAUUGGUAUGGGUGGUCGUAAGAUUUACAUCUCAGUUCUCUCUCGUUUGUUCGAGUUUGGCAGAUCAGGCACUACAACUGCCGGCUAUAAGUCUCCUUUGGCGACACCAACCACUGAAAAAGAUUUGAACUUUCCACCCACCACUCUUCAGCGUCGCGACAGCACAACACUGGUGCGCAACAGGUCGUUCAACUCAUUCCGACGACAGUUCCACCUCGUUGAUGUCUGCGAGUUUGCGAGCAAUGCUGUGGAGUCAAUCAUCGAUGAUGAAGUCACCAAGGGCUUUUCCGCUGAGCAGGUGGCUAACUGGAAUUUACUUUGGAGAACAAAGGGCUAUCACUUUAUCAGCUGGCGACUGACCUGUGUCUAUUUGCUUGGAGUGGUUGUACGCUAUUUCAUCUUGCUGCCCAUGAGGCUGAUAUGCAUCUCUGCGUCGCUCACCUGGCUGGUUCUGGUCAUGUUCGUGUUCUCCGUGUUGCCACAGUUCAGAUAUCGGAGAGCGAUUGAGAAUUGGUCAACGACAGUAGCUCACCGCCUCUUCUGCCGUGGCCUAACAGCUGAGAUUAGAUACCAUGACAAGCAGAAUGCAGCUCUUCCUGGCGGUGUGUGUGUAGCAAAUCACACAUCUCCCAUCGACGUCGUGGUCUUGUCAUCUGAAGUUCCCUAUUCACUUGUUGGCCAGCGACAUGGUGGUGCUAUGGGCAUGCUGCAGAAUGCGCUCUGCAUGGCACAGAACCAUGUCUGGUUUGAGCGCUCGCUGGUCAAUGAUCGUGCAGCAGUGGGAAAGAGAUUACGUGAUCACUUGUCUGACAAGAGAAACAACCCGAUUCUCAUCUUCCCAGAAGGAACAUGCAUCAACAACACCAAAGUGUACCAAUUCAAGAAAGGCAGUUUUGAGCUCAAUGCUCCCAUCUAUCCGGUAGCCAUCAAGUAUGAUCCGCAGUUUGCAGAUGCUUUUUGGAACUCGUCCAAGGAGGGUAUCGAGACCUACCUGUUUCGCUUGCUGACCAGCUGGGCUCUUGUAGCUGAUGUGUGGUAUCUCGACCCAACCGAAAUCAGGGAGAACGAGAGCGGCGCUGACUUCUCGUUGCGGGUGAAACGCAACAUUUGUCAGAAGGGAGGUCUCGUGGAAAUUGGCUAUGAUGGAAUGAUCAAGAGAGAAAUGCGCAAGGACAUGAUCGAUCAAGCCAAGGACAGCAUAUCAAAAACGUAUCGCACACGCAUCCUAGGACCGCAUAAGUAACUCGUGCCCUUGCCCAUUCCCGUCCCGGUUUUUCCUUUCCUCCCGCAUACCAGAACAAUAUGUUAGCACGCUCGUUCUCGUCCUUGUUUUCCUUCCCUCCUUCAUACCUGAAAGAUCUAUUUUCGUAUCAUCAAGUUGAUCUUUGAUCUCCGCCGCCGUGUAUCUAUUCGCUACUUAGAAAUGGCCAUUUCGGCACAGCACGUGCACACGUGCUGCAAUCAUGAUUAUUUUAUUAUUUUUCUGCUUGGCUGGCCAACCAAAAAUAAACACUGCUAUUAACUCUGUAUCCUGAUAUAAUAUUUUUUUCUCAUGGUUCGUGGAUCGUCCCAGCCGCUUAUUUUCAAUGCACUGCACAGAAAUAACAAUGUUUGUAGUAGCUACAAUGUAGUUGGCACUCGGAGCCUUAUAGUAAGAGUGAGCGGAGCUUCGUAACUACAUUGCUGCUCAAUGAAAUCCAGUCGAGUAACUCGGGUGUUCAAUGUUGCAAGGCGGAAACUGUUCUCACCUCACCGGAUUUCAUUGAGCUACGCUAAAACCCUGCACUAAUGCUAGCCAUUCACGGCUCAUUUCACGUUCACACACUUCUUCUGAAAUUAAUAAAACUCACUACUGCAUUGCGUUUAUUAUAACGGUUCAAUCUCUCUUCUCA
Molecule: messenger RNA, 2051 nt
Organism: Sycon ciliatum
Lineage: Eukaryota; Metazoa; Porifera; Calcarea; Leucosolenida; Sycettidae
Product: glycerol-3-phosphate acyltransferase 3-like
Exons: 15
Coding region: 74-1402 (442 amino acids)
Biological process (GO): triglyceride biosynthetic process
Cellular component (GO): endoplasmic reticulum
Molecular function (GO): glycerol-3-phosphate O-acyltransferase activity
Source: RefSeq, a predicted model, not a curated record